GGCAGAGGCGCGAGGCCCUCCUCCCGCCUCUCCGCCUACUCCAGCCUCCGCCGCCUCAGCUUCCCGAGCGAGCCCUGCGGCCGCCGGAGCAGCUCCCGCGGCGGAGCAGGAGCCGGAUGGUCAGAGGAGCCCGGCAGCCCCAGCAGCCGCGGAGUCGCCUGGCCCCCAGACUGACUGGCACAGUGGAGAAACCACCUCGAAAACGGAAAAGCAGGACUGAAUUUGCUCUUAAAGAAAUCAUGUCCUCUGGAGGUGCUGAAGAUGAUAUCCCACAGGGAGAGAGGAAAACAGUUACAGAUUUUUGUUAUCUUCUGGAUAAAUCUAAGCAACUAUUCAAUGGGUUAAGGGAUUUGCCGCAGUAUGGACAGAAGCAAUGGCAAUCCUAUUUUGGAAGAACUUUUGAUGUUUACACCAAACUCUGGAAGUUCCAGCAGCAGCAUCGACAAGUCUUGGAUAAUCGAUAUGGCUUGAAGCGGUGGCAAAUAGGGGAAAUUGCUUCCAAAAUUGGGCAGCUAUACUACCAUUAUUACUUACGCACAUCUGAGACCAGCUAUCUGAAUGAGGCUUUCUCCUUCUAUUCUGCAAUCAGACAGAGAUCAUAUUAUUCUCAAGUCAAUAAAGAAGACAGACCUGAGUUGGUAGUUAAGAAGCUACGGUACUAUGCAAGAUUUAUAGUAGUUUGUCUUCUUCUCAACAAAAUGGAUGUUGUGAAGGAUCUGGUAAAGGAAUUGUCAGAUGAAAUUGAAGAUUAUACUCACCGCUUUAAUACUGAAGACCAAGUGGAAUGGAACUUGGUGCUUCAAGAAGUAGCAGCUUUCAUUGAGGCGGACCCUGUAAUGGUAUUGAAUGAUGAUAAUACCAUUGUUAUCACAUCUAAUCGCCUGGCUGAAACAGGAGCCCCAUUGUUGGAACAGGGCAUGAUUGUGGGACAGUUGUCUCUGGCUGAUGCACUCAUUAUUGGUAAUUGUAAUAAUCAGGUUAAGUUCAGUGAACUAACUGUUGACAUGUUCCGGAUGUUGCAAGCCCUGGAAAGGGAGCCAAUGAAUUUAGCUUCCCAGAUGAAUAAACCAGGAAUGCAGGAAUCAGCUGACAAGCCAACCAGACGAGAAAACCCCCACAAGUAUCUGCUUUACAAACCAACCUUCAGCCAACUGUAUACAUUCUUAGCAGCGUCUUUUAAGGAGCUGCCUGCCAAUAGUGUGCUUCUGAUUUACCUGUCAGCCACUGGCGUUUUCCCCACAGGUCGUUCUGAUAGUGAAGGUCCUUAUGAUUUUGGAGGUGUACUUACUAAUAGUAACCGAGAUAUUAUAAAUGGAGAUGCCAUCCAUAAACGAAAUCAAUCCCACAAGGAAAUGCACUGCCUUCAUCCUGGAGAUCUCUAUCCUUUCACCAGGAAGCCUUUGUUUAUCAUUGUGGAUUCAUCCAAUAGUGUUGCAUACAAGAAUUUCACAAACUUGUUUGGACAGCCACUAGUCUGCUUGCUUUCUCCUACAGCAUACCCAAAAGCUUUACAAGAUCAAUCUCAACGGGGUAGCCUCUUCACUCUCUUUUUGAACAAUCCUCUAAUGGCCUUCCUAUUUGUCUCUGGAUUGUCAAGCAUGCGUAGAGGCCUGUGGGAAAAAUGUCAAGAAUAUCUUCGAAAAAUCAACCGUGAUAUUGCCCAGCUACUGACCCAUUCACGUUCAAUAGAUCAGGCAUUUCUCCAGUUUUUUGGAGAUGAAUUUCUUCGCUUACUUCUCACAAGAUUUAUUUUUUGUUCAGCCACCAUGAGGAUGCACAAGAUUUUUCGGGAAACACGAAAUUAUCCAGAAUCAUAUCCACAACUGCCAAGGGAUGAAACAGUAGAGAAUCCUCAUCUCCAGAAGCACAUUUUGGAAUUAGCAUCCAUUCUGGAUGUUCGAAACGUGUUCUUUGAGAAUACCAUAGAUGACUAUUAAAACAAAAAUUCUCUUGAAACAAUUUUUCAUUUUCCACAGAUUUUAAAUGGUGCAGUUUUCUAAUGUGAUAACAGACACAUAGUGGUGUUAUGUAGUUUUUAUUUUUUAAUUUAAGACCACCAUUUUAAAAACAAACUGAAAAAAAUGUUCAAACUUUUAGGGUAACUGUUUUAAAAUGCAAUCUUUCAGGUCUUUUAAAAUCUCAAUUGAUCUUGGAAUUUUUAUUUUUUGAUUUUGAGGUAUAGAUACUUACCUUCAGCAUCUAAUCAUAUAAGGUCAAAUAGUCACCAUUCUCACCGUGAGAGGAGUAAAUUGUUUAUUUUUGUAUAAUGAGGUAAAUCCAACUCUUAUACUUGGAGAUAAGUUGAAUGUCUGGGUUUGGAAAAUAUGUAAUUAUUCAUAAUGAUGAAACUAGCCACCAUGGACUGUUGAAAAUCAAUAACAGAGUCCCUCCAUAAUAUUUCUUUUCAUUCCAAGUUAGUUGGUAGAAAAAUGUGUGAUUCCUUGAGGCAUGAUCAGGACAGAUCUUGAAAUUCUUUUUUAAGUACUGUCAAUUUCAGAAACCAUGUAAGAUUGAUUUGCAUCUGAAAGCUAGAUAUUUAAUUGGGGGCUUAAGAUGGUAAAUAUUACUUGGAAUGUGUGAGUCCUGUGUUUCCAUGAGAUUUGUUUGUGUAUUUUGUUUUCUUUGUAGUCUUCGAAUGAUGGAAA
This is a messenger RNA of Lemur catta (Ring-tailed lemur), 2645 nucleotides long. It is a transcript of the gene SCAI, whose product is annotated as suppressor of cancer cell invasion. The record is from RefSeq and is a predicted model, not a curated record. Gene Ontology annotation, cellular component: nucleus. The transcript is spliced from 18 exons. Gene Ontology annotation, molecular function: transcription corepressor activity. Gene Ontology annotation, biological process: DNA-templated transcription. Bases 117 to 1937 code for a protein of 606 amino acids. Lineage: Eukaryota; Metazoa; Chordata; Mammalia; Primates; Lemuridae.